AUGAUUUCUGCUACCGGAUGGGUUCCAAGAGGAUUUGCUUCUGAAUUUGCUGAAAAAUAUGAGUUAAAUGAUGAAGAAUUGGCCAGAAUUGAAGAAAUGGCUAAAUUGAACUUAGGUUCAAAUACUACAAAAGAGACAGAAGAGAAUGAAAAUGAAGAAAUUGAAGAAACCUCCAAGCCUAAUGUUAACAAGUUAAGGGAUCAACUUUCUGUUGACGAUGAUUUGAAAGAAUUUGACAUGGAACAUUAUGACGAUGAUACAGAUGUAAAUGGACAGGGUGUUGAAUUAUCUAUGUUUCCAGGUCUAUCUAAAGAUGAGAUUCAAUUUUAUGAAGGGGCAGACGGUGAAGACCCAUAUAUCUCUUUACCUACACAAGAAGAAACAAAUGAAGAAAAGCAAGAAUUACAAGUGUACCCAACAGAUAACAUGGUUCUUGCUACAAGGACAGAAGAUGAGAUCUCCUAUUUGGAUGUUUAUGUUUAUGAUGAUGGUGCAGGUUUUCAUGAUAGUGACAUACCUGUAGAAAAGGGUGAUGAAGCAGAUCCAGAUGUGGCUCGUGGUCUUGUUCGUGAUAGUUCUUUAUAUGUCCAUCAUGAUUUAAUGUUACCUGCUUUUCCAUUGUGUAUUGAAUGGUUAAAUUAUAGACCAGCCUCCAAUUCGGAUGAUCCAGCUAACUUUGUAGCCAUUGGUACAUUUGACCCACAAAUUGAAAUUUGGAACCUUGACUGUAUUGAAAAAGCAUUCCCAGAUGUUAUUCUUGGUGAACCAAUGGAAAAUUCAAUGGCAUCAUUAUCCAAUAAGAAGAACAAAAAGAAGAAAAAUGUUCAUGUUACUACACAUCAUACAGAUGCAGUUUUAUCUUUGGCACACAAUAAACAGUUCCGUUCAGUGUUGGCAUCCACAUCGGCAGAUCAUACUAUUAAGUUAUGGGAUUUAAAUGCUGCCACAGCCGUACGUUCUUUACAAAAUAUUCAUAACAACAAAAAUGUAUCAUCUUCAGAAUGGCAUCACAGUAAUGGGUCCAUUUUAUUGACUGGUGGUUACGAUUCACGUAUUGCUUUAAGUGAUGUUAGAAUCGAAAACGAAAAUAAAAUGUCUAAAUAUUGGUCAGUUACUUCAGGAGAAGAAAUCGAAAGCGCUACAUUUGUUGGUGAUAAUAUAAUAUUGUGUGGUACAGAUUCCGGUAAUAUUUAUUCAUUUGAUAUUAGAAAUAACAGCGGAUCGAAACCUGUUUGGACAUUAAAUGCACACGAUUCAGGGAUUUCUAGUUUAUCUGUUAAUAAGUUUGUGCCUGGUUUAAUGAUCACAGGUGCAAUGGGUGAAAAAACAGUUAAAUUAUGGAAAUUCCCAACUGAUGCUACCAAAAGUACCAUGAAUGGUCCUACUAUGGUUCUCUCUCGUGAUUUCGAUGUGGGUAAUGUUUUAAGUACUUCCUUUGCUCCAGAUAUUGAAGUAGCUGGUACUAUGGUUAUUGGUGGUGCUAAUAAAGGUUUAAAGUUAUGGGAUGUUUUCACAAAUAGAACUGUUCGUAAAACUUUUGCUUUAGAAUUAAAGAAUUUACAACAAACAGCUAGGGAAGUGGCUUCCCAAGCUGGUAAAUCUUCUAGAAUAGCAAGAAAGUAUAUAAAGAAUGACAAUCCUGACACUGUCAUAACAGUAACUGAUCAAGGUGAAGAUGAAGAGGAAAGAGAUGGUAAAGAGGAAGAGAAUGACUGGAGUGAUGCCGAAUUUGAUGAAGAAGAUUAG
This is a messenger RNA of Arxiozyma heterogenica, 1746 nucleotides long. It is a transcript of the gene PWP1, whose product is annotated as rRNA-processing protein PWP1. The record is from RefSeq and is a predicted model, not a curated record. Lineage: Eukaryota; Fungi; Ascomycota; Saccharomycetes; Saccharomycetales; Saccharomycetaceae. The transcript has a single exon. The coding region runs from base 1 to 1746 and encodes 581 amino acids. Gene Ontology annotation, biological process: rRNA processing. Gene Ontology annotation, molecular function: protein binding. Gene Ontology annotation, cellular component: nucleus.